Anopheles nili is the source of this 804-nucleotide messenger RNA. RefSeq names its product U7 snRNA-associated Sm-like protein LSm11 (gene Lsm11). NCBI's taxonomy places the organism in Eukaryota, Metazoa, Arthropoda, Insecta, Diptera, Culicidae. Gene Ontology annotation, molecular function: U7 snRNA binding. Gene Ontology annotation, biological process: mRNA 3'-end processing by stem-loop binding and cleavage. Gene Ontology annotation, cellular component: U7 snRNP. The transcript is spliced from 2 exons. The record is from RefSeq and is a predicted model, not a curated record. The coding region runs from base 1 to 804 and encodes 267 amino acids.
AUGAGCGACAACUCUGAUGACGAGAGCAAUAGCAGUCGCUCUGAUAAAGAAUGCAACAAAGAUUCGGAUAGUUCCUCCGAACUGGAUGUUGGCAACUCUAGAUUUGAUCCUUUGAAAGCGCUAUAUUCUGCCAAGUUUAAAGUACCAGUAGCGCGAGCGAAGCUGCACGACAACGUACAAACGCUGGAAGCAAAACAAAACCUUUUGGGUGGAUUCGCUCAACCAUUCGACGAAGAGCGUGUCAAGGCGAUACGCGCUGCUUCGUCUUCUAAAAAGAAUAUCCCUCCACCGGAGCUGAUACCCCAACGUAGAUUUCUUCCGGAGCAAGGUCUAGUGUAUCGAGAACGAUCGAUUCGUCAUAAGAAAAAUAUCUUUCUCCGAUUGGAAAAGGGAUGGGAAGGUCCGCUAAGUCUGAUGAAGCAAUGGAUGGACGAAAGGACACGCGUUCGUAUCGACAUCCGCAAGCAGAAAGGCGUUCGCGGGUAUCUUACGGGUGUUAUAGAAAUCUUCGACCGGCACUGGAACAUUGCCGUUAGCGACGUACAUGAAACGUGGAGCAGACGAAAGUAUCGCUACUCCACCAACACCCUCCAUCCGGAGAGCAUUAUCGCACCACAGGACUGUAGCGAUCGAUUGCGAAAUUUGGGAAUCGUCCUGCCCAAAACAAAGGUCGCUUGUGACGGAUCUAAGAAUGUGAUAAUCACCCGCAACGUUCCUCAGUUGUUUGUUAAGGGAACCCAUGUAGUAUUGGUCAGGCCAGAACUACCUGUUCCAAAGGUGGUUGAAACCAAGGAAAAACAAUAA